UUUAACUAUCUGAACAAUUGCCUUCCCUUUCUCAAUGCAGUCUUUGAUGAAGUCUAGAGUGCCCCAUGAUUUGAGGACAAGGUUCAAUGCAUGGCACUGACAGGGUACACUCCAAAUUCCCCACUGCAUCUUGAGCAUUGGAAACAUUAUCCAUCACCAUGAAGAAAGGUUGGAUCCAGAGCGAACUUAUCUCCUAUAACUCUCGUUUGUGGAGUAUGAAACGGCAACAGUCCAUUGACAGAUGGGCGGCAUCGCGAGCUCAGUGUGCAGAUUCACCACUGCUGGAGUGGAGAGGAGAUGGAGCUGUGCCAUGGAUUGGAGGAGACAGAUCUAUCCUUUCUUAUUGCAUGAGUUCCUUUUCCGUGUCGAUUUGGCAGCAGGAACCAUUGCUCUAGGGCUUCUUGCUCGAUUCUUCCAGCACCACCUCCACCGUCCGAUCCUGGCUUCCACAUUGGCUUGCUUCUCAAUUGCCCUAGAUCGGGCCGCUGGUGUUUCGAUUGCACGCGCUGGGGAUUCUCAUCGCGACCGUCGCUGGGUAAUUCCAUGGCGGCGAUGGAGCGCUACCAGGCCUGGGCGACUGAACACCAUCGAGAAGAGCGAGGAGGUUGCUACUCUUGGUCCGCGGAACAAAGCAGGAACAGACUUCCAAUCUGCCAGAAAGAAUCGAGAGAUCAGAGAUGGGUUUGACAGAGAAAAGAAAGAAACUUACAGUGAUUCGAAAGUAGGCAUGGACGCUGCGGAUUCUUCCAUCUUCUGUAGGACGUCUCGCCAGGACGGGAGAGACAGCGACGAGCUCAUUGGCGUGUUCUUCCUGACCAGGAUGAUCUUCCGGGAAACAUUCUCCUUGGGAACUUCCACAUUUCUUUCUUUCGCAGCCAUCUCUGGCGAUACCAAGAAAACCAAUUAGCAAUCUGGAGAGAGAGAGAGAGAGAGAGAGCUUACCAUCACCAGCUUGCUUGGCUCGGGGCCGAUCAAGCACACCAUCCCAAAACUUUCCCAUAAGCCCAACCAUUGUCCGCUACUUUGCUUGUGAGCGACGCGAUUCUUCUUCGCCGGAUGCUUUGCUUAGAUCCUGGAACUCGAAUGCAAACUAUAUGGCGCUCAA
Selaginella moellendorffii is the source of this 1105-nucleotide messenger RNA. RefSeq lists its product as uncharacterized. Bases 242 to 907 code for a protein of 221 amino acids. The record is from RefSeq and is a predicted model, not a curated record. Lineage: Eukaryota; Viridiplantae; Streptophyta; Lycopodiopsida; Selaginellales; Selaginellaceae. The transcript has 2 exons.